GCUAUGGCUCAGUGUCAGAGCUGCUCUCAAAGCAUGGGCUCCUUUUACUGCCUCGUUCGCAGGAGAUUCAAGAGGAGACGCAAAAAACGCUCCGAACGCAAAGGCAGGUUAGGCGGGCGGCCCAGAGGGCAGCAGAAGUUCUGCAGUCUGGAUGUGGAUGAGGACAAACACUUGAGUUCGUGCAGUAUGGAUGUUAAAGAAAACCGCAACCUGGACAACCUCUCAUUUAAGGAAGUGCUGGGGGAGGGGCCUCACUUAGCCAAUGGGAGUGCUCGGGGAUUGAGCAGGAAACGUCCUCUUGAAGAGGGCAACAAAGGCCAUGGACACUCCAAAUUCCGGCCCAAAAAGCGCAGGAAACCACAAGGGCCAAUCUUGCCAAAAAAUGCACUCAUGCAACUGAAUGAAAUCAAACCAGGACUGCAGUACAAACUACUGUCGCAGACGGGGCCGGUACACGCACCCGUGUUUGUUAUGACUGUUGAGGUUAACGGGCAGCUUUUUGAGGGCUCAGGCCCAACCAAGAAGAAAGCCAAACUGAAUGCUGCAGAAAAAGCGCUACGCUCUUUUGUUCAGUUCCCCAAUGCAUCUGAAGCUCACCUUGCAAUGGGGCGUACGCUCACAGUUAACGCUGACUUUACAUCUGAUCAAGCAGAUUUCCCAGAUAUGCUGUUUAAUGGAUUUGAGACACCUGUACCACCUGAUGACCCCUUCUACCUGAGUCUUGGCAACAAUGGGUCUCUCUGCUCCCUAAACGAAUACCGCCUGCCUGUGACACUGAAAUAUAAAAACAGGUCACAUCCUCCUCUUCCAGUACCCCCUGCACUCACAGCUCCCCCUACAGGCAGUGGCAAAAAUGCUGUAAUGAUCCUAAAUGAGCUUCGGCCAGGACUGAAGUAUGAGUUUGUGGCCGAGAGCGGCGAAAGUCAUGCCAAGAACUUCAUAAUGUCAGUGACAGUGGAUACGCAGAAGUUCCAAGGUUCCGGCCGAAAUAAAAAGUUGGCCAAGGCAAGAGCAGCCCAAGCAGCACUGUCAGGACUCUUUAACAUGCAACUGGACCAAACACCCUCUCGACAGCCAAUCCCCAGGGAGGGACUUCAGCUGCACUUGCCUCAGGUCCUCGCGGACGCCGUCUCUCGUUUAGUCGUGGAUAAGUUCAGCGAGCUGACAGACAACUUCACGUCUCCACAUGCACGGCGGAAAGUCCUGGCGGGAGUUGUCAUGACAACCGGUAAGGAUGUGAUGGAUGCUCAGGUGAUUUGUGUGACGACUGGAACCAAGUGUAUAAAUGGAGAGUACAUGAGCGAUCGAGGACUGGCCCUUAACGACUGCCAUGCUGAGAUCAUCGCACGCCGCUCACUCAUUAGAUACCUGUACAAUCAGCUGGAAUACUUCCUCAGCGACAGCGCUGAAGAACAUGAGAAAUCCAUAUUCAGAUGGUGCAGUGAACAUGGCUACCGGCUAAAAGAUGAUAUUCAAUUCCAUCUGUAUAUCAGCACAUCGCCCUGUGGAGACGCCCGGAUCUUCUCCCCUCAUGAGGCUGGUGCCGAGGACCAGGGAGACCGGCAUCCAAACCGCAAGGCCCGCGGACAGCUGCGAACCAAGAUUGAGUCUGGAGAAGGAACGAUACCUGUUCGUACGAGUAACACCAUUCAAACUUGGGAUGGAGUCCUGCAGGGAGAGCGACUGCUAACCAUGUCAUGUAGCGACAAAAUUGCCAGAUGGAACGUGAUCGGAGUACAGGGAUCUCUUCUGAGUUACUUCACUGAACCCAUCUAUUUCUCCAGUUUAAUUCUGGGAAGUCUGUAUCAUGCUGACCAUCUUUCCAGAGCCAUGUACCAGCGCAUUGCAGACAUGGAUGAUAUUCCCCCGCCAUUCACUAUCAACAGACCACUUCUUAGUGGUAUCAGUAACACAGAAGCAAGGCAACCUGGGAAAGCUCCCAAUUUCAGCGUCAACUGGACAGUAGGAGACCAGGGGUUGGAGAUCAUUAACGCCACCACAGGAAAAGAUGACCUCGGAAGACAGUCGCAACUUUGCAAACACGCCCUUUACAGUCGCUGGGUCUGUUUACAUGCAAAGCUCAGUGAGACUCUGCGGAUACGAGGAUCUCGGCCUGGCUCCUACCACGAGGCAAAACAAGGGGCGGUCGAGUAUCAUGAGGCGAAACAGACUCUUUUCAAAGCUUUCUACAAAGCGGGACUGGGAGCAUGGGUGGAAAAACCCAUCGAACAAGAUCAGUUUUCCCUUACCCCUUAAGAUAAACUGAGAGAAAGGGAACAACAGAUCUUUUGUACAUUUACAUGGAAUGCAAGGUUUUAAUCUAACCUCCACACACUUUUUUGUCUGUUAUUAUUGCAAGUCAUUUGGUUUCUUUUAUCUGUCAAAGACAUGCUUGUGUUCAUUCAAAAAAUGGCUUGGUUACAAAGAAUCUAACUGAAGUGUUGGCGCAGGAUAAAACGUGGACAACAUGUUGUGAUAAUUGAACCAACAAAGGUGUUUUACAAAAAUAAUCCCAUUGACUAUAAUGCUGGCAUAAAUGUUUACCUCAGAUUAUAGCAAUUAUUCAUUCAUUCAUUCAUUUUCUUUUCGGCUUAGUCCCUUUAUUAAUCCGGGGUCGCCACAGCGGAACAAACCGCCAACUUAUCCAGCAUAUGUUUUAUGCAACGGAUGCCCUUCCAGCUGCAACCCAUCUCUGGGAAACAUCCAUACACACUUAUACACUAUGGACAAUUUAGCCUACCCAAUUCACCUGUACCGCAUGUCUUUGGACUGUGGGGGAAACCGGAGCACCCGGAGGAAACCCACACAAACGCAGGGAGAACAUGCAAACUCCACACAGAAACGCCAACUGACCAAGCCGAGGCUUGAACCAGCGACCUUCUUGCUGUGAGGCGACAGCACUACCUACUGCGCCACUACGUUGCCAUUUUAGCAAUUAUUUUCCAUAAUUUAAAUUCUUAUGUGUAUAUUACUAUAUAUAACUUCAAGCAGCUGUUCCUACUGUAGUGUGAUGUCCAGCUGUGUGAGUAAGGUGGCAGGUCACUGUCUUCACUUCCACCAUUAUCCCUUACCAUGUGUAAUUUUCUAUUUGCGUGAAGUAGAUCUUUACCAAAGUCCCUUUAAGGCAAGUCAUUUCACUCGGCGGCCAUCUUUGAAACCCCUCUCAGGCAUGCAAGCUACAGCUCUUAUCUUUUUAAAUGGGGAAACAUCAAAUUCUUCAAAACAUAUAUAAAUUCAUCAAACUUACAAUUAAAUUUCUUAUAAAUUUAGUUUCUAAACAUUAAA
Molecule: messenger RNA, 3285 nt
Organism: Danio aesculapii
Lineage: Eukaryota; Metazoa; Chordata; Actinopteri; Cypriniformes; Danionidae
Gene: adarb1a
Product: adenosine deaminase RNA specific B1a
Exons: 11
Coding region: 4-2256 (750 amino acids)
Biological process (GO): adenosine to inosine editing; RNA processing
Cellular component (GO): nucleolus; cytoplasm
Molecular function (GO): tRNA-specific adenosine deaminase activity; double-stranded RNA binding; double-stranded RNA adenosine deaminase activity
Source: RefSeq, a predicted model, not a curated record